AUGCAAACCCUCCUUCAAACGGCCCUUCUUGCAGUCACUGCAAUAGCAGCCAGCCUUCCCACGCAAAUCGCUGACGGUACCAAUGGCUUCCGCCUCUGGGCUAACAUGAUUUACCCCGAUCUUGGCCCAGAGUGGGGCUCUGCUGUUCAGGGUUACGAGCUUAGCUACGCAUCCAGUAGCCAGUGCCAAGCGGAGGUCAUUCUGGUUCCCGCCAACCAAGGGUCUACUUUUUAUGCCAAGAACAAUACGAUUGGGCUUUACUUUGAAGAUGAAUCGCCUCUAUUUGCCGGCAUGGGUUUACACUGGCGUGCGACUGCGACGGUACCAAGCGGUAGACCUGUGAAGUUGAAGUGUUUGGAUGGUACUCAGGGUCUGACUCUCACGACAAACGGCGUGUAUUAUCCUGGAGAAAUGGGUCCCGAUUUCAAUGGCGCAUUCAUGGCGUGCGGGAGGGAAUAUAUAUUCUUGAGCUUCUUUGCAUGGGGCCAGAGGCCCCUUUACGGUUGUACUGUAGUCCAGCUUCUUCCCAUCUACUAG
Messenger RNA from Colletotrichum graminicola M1.001, 537 nucleotides. RefSeq lists its product as uncharacterized. Bases 1 to 537 code for a protein of 178 amino acids. Lineage: Eukaryota; Fungi; Ascomycota; Sordariomycetes; Glomerellales; Glomerellaceae. The record is from RefSeq and is a predicted model, not a curated record. The transcript has a single exon.